Molecule: messenger RNA, 1848 nt
Organism: Arachis ipaensis
Lineage: Eukaryota; Viridiplantae; Streptophyta; Magnoliopsida; Fabales; Fabaceae
Source: RefSeq, a predicted model, not a curated record
AUGAAAGAAGAGAUGGAGUUUAUGAAAGACAAUGACGUUUGGGAUCUCGUAGAAUUACCUGAAGGUGUGAAACCAAUUGGUUGUAAAUGGAUAUUUAAAACCAAAAGGGAUUCUAAGGGUAAUGUCGAGAGAUAUAAAGCUUAUCUAGUCGCUAAAGGCUUUACUCAAAAAGAGGGCAUAGACUAUAAAGAGACUUUCUCUCCAGUAUCAUCGAAAGACUCUUUUAGAACCAUAAUGGCACUAGUAGCUCAUUUUGACUUGGAGCUACAUCAGAUGGAUGUAAAGACAGUGUUUCUCAAUGGUGACAUUGAUAAAACGAUGUACAUGGUACAACCAGAAAAUUAUGUAUCAGAUUCAUCUGCUGGAAAUAUUGACCCUCCACCACCAUUUUCUGUUCCAUCUGAACCAGCAUAUAUUCCUUCCAGUGGUAAGUUCGGAAGAAAAUUUAAAGCUGAUUGGAAUGAACGAAAUACUGUUAUAUUAAUGAAAAUAUGUAAAGAAGAGAUGGUGGCUGGAAAUAGACCUGGAACACAUUUUAACAAAGUUGGUUGGGCAAAUUUGAAAACGAAAUUCUUGAAAGAGACUGGUUUAAAUUAUGAGUCUAAACAAUUUAAAAACAAGUGGGAGGCUAUGAAAAGAGAAUGGGGACUAUGGGCUAAACUAAAAGGAAAGGAGACCGGUCUUGGUUGGGAUCCUAUUAAGAAGACCAUGCAAGCAAAUGAUGAUUGGUGGGAUGCUAAGAUUCAAGAAAAUUCUAAUGUGGCAAAAUUUAGAGAGGAAGGUCCAAAACAUCUUGAUGAAAUGCAGUUCUUUUUUGAAGAUGUUGUAGCUACUGGUGUAGGUGCAUGGACACCUUCUGAAGAUAUAAAUGAUAGUUAUAAUGAUAAAUAUAAUGACAAAGAUAAUGGUAAUCAGGAAGAAGGUUUAGAAGAUGAGUUAAAUGAUGAAUCAACGCCUCCUAGUGCAAUGAGACAAAAGAGAAGAAAGGUUGGAAAAAGGUCUGGAGCCUCUCAACUUUCAACUCAACUAGAACGUAUAAUUAAUGUGUUUGAAGAAGAAAAGGCCAACGAAAUAGCUCAUAGAAAUAACGUACCAAGUAUAUCUACUUGUUUAGCUAUUCUCAAACAAUUACCUGGACUAGAAGUGGGGAGUGAUAUAUUCUUUAUAGCUACAAGACUAAUGGCAAAAAGGAUAUCUAACAGCUCAACUGAAAGUUUGUCAACUGAAAGUUUGAUAUCAAAUACAAAUGUGUCAGACAAAGAAUUUGAAAACAAACAAAAAAUCGCAGCCAAACGUUGGGAGGGGUCUGCAUACGAUACUAAAAUUUUCAAUCAAGUUGUGCAUAGACAAAGUCUUCAUUUUCCUCUUCCUCUAAAGGAUAAGUACUACUUGGUAGAUUCUGGCUAUCCGUGUUUUAUGGGGUUCUUAGGUCCUUAUAAAGGUCACAGAUACCAUCUUCCGCAUUUUAGAUUGGGUCCCAGAGCAAGAGGAAGAAAUGAAGUAUUCAACUACUAUCAUUCUAGCCUUAGAUGUACAAUUGAACGCUCAUUUGGAUGUUGUAAAGCAAGAUGGAAAAUUUCAGGUGCCAUGCCAUCGUUUUCCUUAGACACACAAGUUAGAAUUAUUGGUGCUUGUAUGGCUUUACACAAUUUUAUUCAACGGAAUGACACAAGCGAUGAACAAUUUGAAGAAUUCCAUGAAAAUUUUGAUCUUAUGGGUGAAGGUGAAGGUGAAGUAGAAGAACCAGUUUCUAAUGAUAUUACGUGGGAAGGACCAAAUGCUGAAAGCGCUAGAAAAAUGGAACUAAUUAGAGAACAAAUAAAGAAUCAAUUACCCGAUCGAUUGUAA